AUGGGCCCCGGAGCCCCUUCAUCCUCAGCCGUUAUGCCCCAGUUCGGAUCCGUCCAUGUUCUCGAGCCGCAGUCGCGACACACACACUCUAUCAUCCUCCUCCAUGGCCUUGGCAGUACUGGCGAGGAGUUUGCCGAAGAACUUCUUACAGCAAAGCUCUCUACUGAAAAGACGCUGCGCGAUCAACUUCCUGCUUGCCGCUGGGUGUUUCCUUCCUCCUGCGAGCUAUGGAGCACGGUAUUCGAGGAGGCCAUGCCGGCUUGGUUCGAGGCAUAUUCCCUGACUGAUAUCACGGCGAGGCAGGACUUGCAGAUGGAUGGGAUACGUAAGUCGGUGGCAUACCUGACUAGUAUCCUGGAUGAGGAGAUCGAGAAAUUGGGAGGUGCAGCCGACAGGGUUGUGCUAGGUGGUAUCAGCCAAGGAGGGGCAAUCGGGUUGUGGACUUUGCUCUGUGCCUGUGCCGGCGGAGACACGACAACCAGGCGCAUCGGGGGUUUCCUGGCGGGAAGGACUUGGCUUCCCUUUGCUGAGACCCUUGAGCGGUACCUUACUGGGCCCAGUCAGGCACGCGGGAACCUAGACAUCGCCCCUAGCGAUGGCGCCAGUAUCAACGCAGUGGCAGACGCGUUCGUCCAGAGUAUGACAGCUCGGACGAAACAUACGUUGACAGAACGAGGAUCGUCGGAGCCUCCCUUGCUUUCCAUUCCGGUGUUUCUUGGCCAUGGUGUAGACGAUGCUUAUGUGGACAUCGAGCUGGGGCGGCAGGCGGCACACAUACUGAAAAGGAUCGGGCUGAAGGUUGAUUGGCAAGAGUAUUCCGGCGCGGAGCAGGAGGGGCAUUGGCUCAAGGAGCCAGAGGAGUUCGACGAUAUUGUUCGUUUUCUGGCAUCAGCGUUGGGCUUGAGUUAG
Molecule: messenger RNA, 909 nt
Organism: Neoarthrinium moseri
Lineage: Eukaryota; Fungi; Ascomycota; Sordariomycetes; Amphisphaeriales; Apiosporaceae
Exons: 1
Coding region: 1-909 (302 amino acids)
Biological process (GO): protein depalmitoylation
Cellular component (GO): cytoplasm
Molecular function (GO): carboxylic ester hydrolase activity; palmitoyl-(protein) hydrolase activity
Source: RefSeq, a predicted model, not a curated record